AUGCAGCCCGACCCGCUGGCGGCGGCGGUCAGGCAGUGCCCGUUCCUUGCCCUGGUGGGGGCGCAGCAAGGGGAGCAAUAUGCCCGCAACCUGGCGGCCAACCCCUUCGCCCGGGCCUCGGCGGGGCCCCUGCUGCUGGAGGAGGGCUACGCAGCCACGCUCAGGCUGUUCCACGGGCCGGGCGGUGUUGUGCCCCUGCGCCGCUUUGACGCUACGGCCGCGGACGCCGCGCCGGCAAGCGGCGGCUGCCCCUUCCACGCAGCUGCUGCCGAGGCCAAGGCGCAGCACGCUAGUACAGCUAGCAGCAGCAGCCUCUCUCCCGAGCAUGCAGUGACCACGGCAGCGGUGCCGGCAGCCCAAUGCAGGGCUGGUGCGGCGGCAACGACGCACUCUGCGCCCUCGCCGCUGGCACGUGCCCCCUUUGCCUCCAUCAGCAUCUCUGGAUUUGGCUUUGUGCCCGACCCGGGGCAGCUGUUCAACCGUCCGCCGCGCGCCAAGCAGCAGCAGCAGCAGCGCAAACCGGCCGACCCAGGCAAUAGCCGUGCCGGCACUACCGGCAAUAGCAGCACCAACGGCGGCAGCGGCAGCAGCGGACGCCCCGGUGCUGCCAGCGGCGGCAGCCCCGGAGUGUCCUCUGGAGGCAGUAGCGGCAGCUCCGGGCGCCUGCACCCUGCUGCCGGCGCUCCAGGCAAAGGUGGCUGCACAAGCGCUUGGGGCCGCGCCAUCGGCGGCCUGAUCCCCCUAGCAGCCAACGGCCAGCUCUCCUGCCCCGCCCCCAUUGUCAAAAUGCGCGCGGUGGUAGCCGCGCUCAAGCCGGUCAGGCAGCUUCGACCGCAGGCGCUGCCCAUCAGGGCGCUGGCCAUGGGCGGCACUGCCAUCGCCGCCAACCUGCCGUGCGGGGCGUGGCGCGAGCACACCAAGAAGUUUUCGCCGCAGUGGUUCCUGGCGGUGCACGCCACCAUCCCGUUUGUGGCCAUGCUGCGCAAAGCCGUGCUCAUGCCAAAGUGGGCCAUCCUGCUGACGGUGGCGGGCGCAAUUGCCGGCCAGAACGUGGGGGCUCGCAUGGAGCGCAAGCGCGUGGUCAGCCGGCGCCAGGCUGGCAGAAGCGCAGCACGUGACUGCGUGAUGCCAAGCCUAGACGACGGGUGCCGGCGGUGCCUGAAUGCGGCGCAGGCAGCCAUUGCAUGGACGCUGGCCCCGGUUGUUGUGUCAUAG
Molecule: messenger RNA, 1215 nt
Organism: Chlorella variabilis
Lineage: Eukaryota; Viridiplantae; Chlorophyta; Trebouxiophyceae; Chlorellales; Chlorellaceae
Exons: 4
Coding region: 1-1215 (404 amino acids)
Source: RefSeq, a predicted model, not a curated record